Messenger RNA from Epinephelus lanceolatus (giant grouper), 2976 nucleotides. It is a transcript of the gene arhgef38, whose product is annotated as Rho guanine nucleotide exchange factor (GEF) 38. Gene Ontology annotation, molecular function: protein binding; guanyl-nucleotide exchange factor activity. Lineage: Eukaryota; Metazoa; Chordata; Actinopteri; Perciformes; Serranidae. Gene Ontology annotation, biological process: intracellular signal transduction. Gene Ontology annotation, cellular component: cytoplasm. The record is from RefSeq and is a predicted model, not a curated record.
CUCUCUCUUCCCCUUCUUUUCUCCUUGACUGCUCUGAGAGGGAGCUGACGGCCUCGCCAUGGAUCCCAACGAGGCCGGCGGGGGUGAGAAGGAGAAGGAAAAAGACAAAGUGAUAAAGAGGAGGAACCGGCCUGUGUUCCUGCGUUACCUGGAGAGGAGGAAGACGGACACCAUCGUGGCUGAGGACACAACCAAAGGUGACAUCAACCUGGGGACGCUGGUGAGAAGGAGCCAGUCUGACAAGACGGAGUACAGCGCCAAACUUAAAGAGAAAAUGACACCGCCCGACCUGUCCACAAUCCACUCUCCGACGGUGGACCCGGAGGAGAUCCGUUUGAGGAAGAUGAACCGCAGGGCGAAAGUCAUUCAGGAGCUGGUGCAGACUGAAAAGGACUUCCUCACAGACCUGGAGCUGUGCAUCAGAGAGGUUGUUCAGCCUCUACGAAAUUUGCAGGUUGUGGAUGUCGACAGGUUGUUCACCAACAUGGAGACAGUGUGUGAGGUAUCUGCAGCGCUCCUUCACAGACUGCAUGAGGCCAGGGCUGACCCUGAUCCAGAGGCAGUUGUUAUAGGAGACAUAUUCAUCCAGGCAAAGGCAGCUUUAGAAGACGUUUACAAGAUUUACUGUUACCAUCAUGAUGAUGCCAACAUGUCGCUCAAAUCCUACGAGAAAGAGGAAGAAAUGCGGCAACAUUUCACCACAUGUGUAUUAGCUCUGAAGAAAAUCUAUGACCAAGAAGGGAAACCCACCCUGCUGAACAUGGGUUCACUGCUCAUUAAGCCAGUCCAGAGGAUCAUGAAGUACCCUUUGCUGCUCGGAGAGCUGUGGCACGCCACACCUGAAGACCAUCCUGACUAUCGGCCACUGCAGGAGGCGUUCACUGCUGCCAAGAUCAUCAAUGUUAACAUCAAUGAGUUCAAGAGACGCAAGGAUAUAGUUAUGAAGUAUAAGCGAUCAGAAGAUGAAGGCACACUGAGGGGCAAACUGAACAAGUUCAACAUCCACUCUAUCAGGAAGAAAGGCGACAGGUUUGCUGGCUAUCUCAAGAUCCUCACUGGAGUUGAACCACAGGUGAGAGAUGAAGUAUUCGAUAAAGAGGAGAAGCUGUUCAGGAGUCUGGAGAAAGCUGUAAGGCAGUUGGUCAAGAAUGUUCAAUGUUACCUGCAGCACACUCAGGAAAUGGUGUCUGUAGCUGUUCAGAAUGUGCAGGACAUGGAGGACAUGAUCAAGGAUCCAAACAAAAAUGACACAAACGGCUCAUCGCACAAUAAUGGAAAUGACCCCUAUAAGCACUUUAAAGACAGCAUGGAGCGCCUGGUCCUUGCCCCCCUCUCCUCCCUGCAGGGCAUGUUCACAGCCCCACAGAAGCUCAUCCAGAAGCGUUAUGACAAAUUGCUGGAUUACUGCAGCCACCUGGAGCGCUCCUCUUCUUUUUCAUCCUCAUCCUCAUCCACCACUUCCUCCACUCCUUCGCUGGUGUCAGUAGACCCGCCUGGUCCUGCCAGGAGGGACUAUGAAGCCAUCAAUGCCUUGCUGGUGGAAGAGUUGCAGAGGUUCAACAUGGCCGCCUAUACUAUCCUGACCAACUGUGUGGUGUGUCUAACAGCCCUGCUUACAGGACUGAUGAAUAAAAUACUCAUUCGUGCCCCAUCCAUACAGCAGCUACCGGCUCCAUUGUUAAACAUCGCUGAAGUGCAGAACAGCAUCAUGGAUGAGCUGAACAAUCUGACAUUUGUCAAGGAUAACGCACAGAAGUUAAUGGAGCGGAAAGUGAGCUUCGAGAGACAACGGGACAAGAAAGCAAUGAUGCCGGAGGUGCAGCAUCAAACCGAGGAACAGCGCGCCUGGCUGCUGGCAGAAUACCCACCUAGCCUUUUGUACCAGCUGAAGAGGAAGUGUAACGGCUGCCAGGAGCAGGACCUCAGCCUGCUGGAGGGAGAGCUGGUAGCCCUGCUGGAGGACACGGACCCAUUAGGCAGCAGCAGCCGCUGGCUAGUUCAUACUGGAGGUACACAGGGCUACGUCUACUCCACAUUCCUGAAACAGUACAACCCUCUGAGGGACUCCCAGCGGGCAGGCCAGAUGGCCAAAGAGCAGCAGCAGCAGCAGCCGCCUGCCAUGGUGGACGAGGACUUUGACGACCUUAGCCUGUUUGUGUCAGGCAGUGGCAGCAGCAGCCUGCGCAGCUUCAACCUCAACACCACUGACAGCAGCUCGUCCCUCUCUGGACUACAGGGGGAGCCAGACAGCCCUGAGGACCUGGAUGACACACUGGACAGUAACUCUCAGCAGUUCUAUGCUGUCUAUGCAUUUCAAGCGCGCUGUGACCAGGAGCUGACCUUGCAGGAGUACCAACAUGUCCGCAUCAUUAAGUUCUGUGACCUUGGAGGCAAUAAGGAGUGGUGGUUAGCUGAAGCUAAUGGACAAAGGGGAUACGUGCCUGCCAACUACCUUGGCAAGAUGUCCUACGCAUAAAUAGAGGCCUUGUAUUUAUGCACAGGAUAUCCAGAAGACCCCAAAACCAACCUGUGGCAUUUGAAACAAACUCACUUACACUUACAUACAUAGUUGAAAUAUUCCUGACUGUAAAACAUGGCACAUUUCUGCUUCGUCAUAGGCAAAAUUGGUAUCAUUACAUGUAAUUACAGGUCUCAUACCGAAAGUGUUGAUGUCGCAUCUUUGCCUUCAGAAGAUCAUAACGAGAAAGCUCACCAAUAAUCUGUGAUGAAUUUCAGUAAUGGUAGGAAAAUACAGAGCACUGUGCUGAGCACUUUUUAUACUUCAGUGUUGUCGAGUUUAUAUUGAUAAUGAAGUGAUUUAUUAAUGAAGUCAAUUUUAUAUGUGAAGUAAUUUACAGAUGAAGUAAAUGUUAUAUGUGAAAUGAUUUAUACAUGAAGUAUAUAUAUAUUUUAUGCAAAUGUAAAAUGAAGAAAUCUAUGAUGUCAGCAUUUAUAUUUAACAAUAAUGUGAGCAAU